Carcharodon carcharias (great white shark) is the source of this 645-nucleotide messenger RNA. It is a transcript of the gene fgf9, whose product is annotated as fibroblast growth factor 9. The record is from RefSeq and is a predicted model, not a curated record. Lineage: Eukaryota; Metazoa; Chordata; Chondrichthyes; Lamniformes; Lamnidae. Gene Ontology annotation, molecular function: growth factor activity; fibroblast growth factor receptor binding. Gene Ontology annotation, biological process: positive regulation of gene expression; animal organ morphogenesis; cell differentiation. The transcript has 4 exons. Bases 1 to 645 code for a protein of 214 amino acids. Gene Ontology annotation, cellular component: cytoplasm.
AUGCCACUAGGAUUCACUGUAACUCCAGCCCAGAGCUUCGUCAACUGCCUGAUUGUGAUAUUAACGUUUGUGAAGGUUCAGGAGAUGUCUUCAGCAGCAAUAACCCGAAACCAAGCAGGUGCGGUGAAGAGCUGGACAAGGACAAACAGCCAACACAAGUACAGGGUCAAGUGGCAAGAGUCAGAUCUGACAAUGCUUACUCCAAUGUUGGGCUUGAGGUACAGUGGAGAGACUGGACUGGGCAAUCGAGUGACCAAACAGCAAUUCCUCUACUGCAGCAUCGGAAUUGGAUUCCAUCUCCAGAUCCUCCCCAGUGGCAGAGUCAAUGGAGCUCACGAAAGCAAUGACUACGGUGUUAUGGAGCUAUUUCCAGUGAAGAUUGGGAUUGUUGCCAUUCGAGCUGUGGCCACUCGACUGUUUCUUGCAAUAACCAAACAAGGAAUGUUGUAUGGGUCGGAAACCUUCACUGAGGACUGUCUGUUUAACGAGCGGAUGGAGGAGAAUUAUUACACCACAUACUCGUCACACACACAUCCCCGACUCUACGUGGCAUUAACCAAAAGGGGAGGGGCUAAAAAUGGCAGCAAAGCCCACCUUCACCACCCCAGUACACACUUCAUCCCGCGGUUAGUCAUGAACUCCUGA